AUGGUGUUUGCGGUGAAGAGCUGUAAACAUGAUCCACGGCGCGAGGGGAGUGUCCACGCGUCCCGGGACGGCGAUGAGGAGGCGCAGCGGCGUACUUACGCGUGUCUUCUACACUUAUUAUUCUGUACAGGUGUGGAUGGCUCUCCUGCUCUGUACACGCCCGUUAUUUUACACGUUCCCUCUCGGCAUAAAAAGAGCCAGAGGGGAGGCCGGCUGCGGGACCAGACGUCGCGGACAGGGCUCCUUUCUCUCCCCCCCGAGCGUCCCGUGGGGGGUGGCGUGGUCAUGAGGAGGGCGGGGUGA
Knipowitschia caucasica is the source of this 303-nucleotide messenger RNA. The record is from the annotation of a GenBank genome assembly. NCBI's taxonomy places the organism in Eukaryota, Metazoa, Chordata, Actinopteri, Gobiiformes, Gobiidae.